Xylona heveae TC161 is the source of this 1096-nucleotide messenger RNA. Its product is annotated as mitochondrial RNA splicing protein. Gene Ontology annotation, biological process: iron import into the mitochondrion. The coding region runs from base 110 to 1042 and encodes 310 amino acids. Lineage: Eukaryota; Fungi; Ascomycota; Xylonomycetes; Xylonales; Xylonaceae. Gene Ontology annotation, cellular component: mitochondrial membrane. The transcript has 8 exons. Gene Ontology annotation, molecular function: ferrous iron transmembrane transporter activity. The record is from RefSeq and is a predicted model, not a curated record.
ACUUCCAUUUUCACAUCGUCUUUUUCUUGCGCUUCGCUAUCAAACCGUCAACCUGUCGCCCCUUCAAGAGCUUACUGCAGGUCCUCCUGCUGUCUCGCUGCCGGUCACCAUGGCCACUCACGUUCACGAUCCCAUUCCGAUUGAGGAAUUUGACUAUGAGGGUCUACCGCCCAAUUUUUCGCUCGGUGCAAAUAUGAUAGCUGGUGCUUUUGCGGGUAUCAUGGAACAUUCUGUCAUGUACCCCAUUGACUUGUUGAAGACACGAAUGCAGGUGGUCAAUCCUUCUCCGACCGCCGUCUACACCGGUCUCACCAAUGCGGUCGCCCAAAUUUCAAGACUUGAGGGAUUUCGGUCGCUUUGGAAGGGCAUUUCUAGUGUUGUAGUGGGCGCUGGCCCUGCGCAUGCCGUCUAUUUCGCCACUUAUGAGGCUGUCAAGCAUGCCAUGGGUGGUAACGAAGGCGAUGAACAUCAUCCAUUGGCCGCUGCGACGAGCGGUGCUUGCGCGACCAUUUCAUCAGAUGCUCUUAUGAACCCUUUUGAUGUCAUCAAACAACGCAUGCAGCUCCACGGCGCCGCAUAUCGCACCAUCGCUCAUUGCGCCAAGUCGGUCUAUAGGACAGAGGGUUUCAAGGCCUUUUAUGUUUCCUACCCCACCACCCUCUGCAUGACAGUGCCUUUCACCGCCGCCCAGUUCACCGCAUACGAGUCGUUGUCCAAGGUCAUGAACCCUUCAAAGGCUUACGAUCCGGUCACACACUGCGUGGCUGGUGGUUUGGCCGGUGGUUUCGCGGCCGGUAUCACGACGCCGCUCGACGUGAUCAAGACAUUGUUGCAAACAAAGGGAACGGCGACUGAUGUCGAGAUUCGAAAUGCCCGGGGUCUCUUUGAAGCCGCCGCCAUCAUCAAUCGCCGUGACGGAUUCCGAGGAUUCUUCCGAGGCUUGAAGCCCAGAAUCAUCACUACCAUGCCAAGCACGGCCAUUUGUUGGUCUGCAUACGAAAUGGCCAAGGCCUACUUCAUCCGUCAACAAGCCGAAAUAUAGUCUUUUCUAGAGGCUUUCUUUCGUUUGGGGCUGGCGCAUUUCCAUCUCUCAAUU